This is a messenger RNA of Glossina fuscipes, 3229 nucleotides long. RefSeq names its product myotubularin-related protein 10-B. NCBI's taxonomy places the organism in Eukaryota, Metazoa, Arthropoda, Insecta, Diptera, Glossinidae. The coding region runs from base 487 to 2832 and encodes 781 amino acids. The record is from RefSeq and is a predicted model, not a curated record. The transcript has a single exon.
AACGAAAAAAUUGUUGUGUAUUUAAAAGCUUUAUUUUUUCCUCAUUUUCUUGCUUCACAUUAAACAAAAAACAAUGUACAAGGAGUUCUCGUUAAACCAAAGAUGAUUACACAUUAACAGCAAAAAUAUAUUUUUUAAUAAGCCAAAAAAAAGUAAUAAUAAGAAAAGGGUCCCCUUUAGAAAAAUUAGAAAAGAUACACAACCACGACGCUUAUUCACGCUCGCUACGUAAAAGGUUGUAUUUCCAUAAUAAGGAAAGGAGCGACAACGCACAAGCAAGCAAUUGUUUGUGUAAAAACAAUUUUCAACCACAACGUAUACACUCUAAAUAAACACAAAUUUGGUUUUAAAUUGCGGAUAUAGACAUUAAUUAAAUAUUCCACGAGUGUUCGCGAGGCAACAAUAACAAUAGCAUCAGCUAAAGCUAUUGUCAACCAUCAAUUAUAACCGAAGAGUGUCAAGCUGAUAUUUUUAGAAUUUCCAAAAAUGGCUAGUAUGCCGGAUCACCGGAAACGCAACACUUUUACAAGCUAUGUGGCUCCGGCACCCGGUGAUGUAUCCGCUAUUGCUUUGGAAGAUGAAUGGUGUUUACCUAGUGACACCCGUGACGUGCAUUUGGCAAAGCCGCGUCUACUAAAUAAAGAGCUAAUUGUUGUCUCAGCUCCUGCUUAUAUGUAUUCUGCUAUUUCCACUAUAGAUAAUAUUUUGGAGAAUGGAACUACUUUUGGCGGCAAGGAGGCGGUUUUCGGUCUACUUACUGUUACUAACUUCAAGUUGGCCUUUGUUCCUUUGCAACGUGAAAAUCCCUUGUGUGGACUAGCCUCCACUUGCUAUCAGGAGCAUUUAUUUUUGCAACGCAAUGAUGUCACUUUAAACAACAUAGAUCAUGUUAUUCAAUGCGCUGAAAGUGGCCGAGCGGUCAAUGUUUUGCCUGGUAAUGCGGGUCGCCGCAAAAAGCGUUUGGACGCCCAACAGAAAGUGUUAAAUCAUCGUAUUGCUGCUUUGCAUGUGGUUUGUAAGAAUUUUCGGCUUUUCAAAUUCGCCUUCCAAUUAACAAAGGGUGGGCGAGAUUGGGGCAAAUUGAUUGCCGCUGCGUUGGCACGUUUUGUUUACCCGAAAUGUCAUGAUUUGAGUUUUGCUUAUCGGUACCAAGAACCCUAUUACCCUACAAUUUCCAAGCCAGGCGUUAGUAUGUAUGCCUCAAAAAAUGAUUGGGCUAGAGAAUUGAUACGAUGUGGUUCUAAUAACUGGCAAGUAAUUAGCUCGGAGACUAUACCAAUUCUACAACAACAACGCCAUUCUUCCAAGUAUACGUUUCCACCGCACUUUGUCAUUCCAAAGGCCUGCACUGUUGAGCGGUUUCUGGAUUUGUCACGUGCUUUUUGUGAUUCGCGAGCAGCUUUUUGGGUUUACGGUUAUGGAAACGCUUCGUUAGUACGCUUAGCUGAAUUAAAACCGACAGCUCAACAAGAUACUACAGUAGAAAAUGUCAUGCUCGAAUUAGUAAGGGCGUGCAAUGAACGGAAAAUGUUGCAUUUGCUGCAAUUAACAGAUCGCCUGCCCAACAUACACGAUGUUCAGAAAGCUUAUCACAAAUUGCGUCGACUAUGUGCUCCUGAAAGUCCUUCAGAGUUCGUGAUGGAAGAUGCAAAAUUUCUCACACUUUUGGAAAAAACAAAUUGGCUUUUUUAUGUUUCGCUAUGCUUGCGUUACUCUUGCGAGGCUGCCGAUACUUUACGUGACGGAACUACUUGCGUGCUGCAGGAAACCAAUGGACGCGAUUUGUGUUGUGUAAUCUCUGCGUUAACGCAAAUAAUAUUAGAUCCUCUUUACCGAACCAUAGAUGGAUUUCAAUCGUUGAUACAAAAGGAAUGGAUAGCCUUGGAGCAUCCCUUUCAACGCCGCUUAGGCCAUAUAAGGCCGGCGGCCGAUUCUAAUGGACCCGAUGAAGAAAGUCCUGUAUUUUUGUUGUUUUUAGAUUGCGUGUGGCAGCUAUUGCAGCAAUAUCCCGACGAAUUUGAAUUCAGUCAAACGUAUCUGGUGACAUUAUGGGACGCGUGUUUUAUGCCUUUGUUCGACACUUUUCAGUUCGAUUGCAACGCUGAUCGAAUGAAGGCGGUGCAAGAUAGUCACUUGGUGUUAAGACCCGUAUGGGAUUGGAGUGAACAAUUUUCAGAAAAGGAUAAAUUCUUCUUUACCAAUCCCUUUUAUCAACGGCAGCGUCAGGAGAUACCUUGUCGACGUUCAAUAGCCAUACCGGCUGGUGCUAUUAUGUUGCCCGGUCUAGCUAAAACUUCAGCCCACCGGGCUACAUUUAAUCCACAUAAUUUUAUCCAACAAUCAUCAAUACCCAAAGAUCGCUAUCUUGAACCUCAACAUCGUAUGUCUGUCUUGGGCAUAUGGGAGCAAUGCUACUAUCGUUGGAUGCCCAUUUUAGAAAUUAAAGGCGGCGGUUUUCCGCAAAUCGAUCUAUUUCAUCGUCUUCUAUUAAGUAACAUUAACAAAUUGCAGAGAUCUCUCGAAUUACAGGAUUUCGAAGAUCUGCCUGACGUUUAUUAUGAAUUGACUCGCGAACCGAAACCCAGCCUGCAAACUCAUACAACGCCUGAACUUAUUGAUGGAGUGGAGAGACGUCGUAAAUCUUUGCCUCCGAAUCCGACGGGUCAAAAACCGCAAACGCCCGAAUGCGCUAUGAAUUUAAUGCCGGAAAUUUCUUCGUUUUUCCCUUUCGGGGUAAACGGUGGCGAAACGCAACAGUUAAACGAUAUCUUAAUCAGUAGCAAUGAAUUUCUGUUGGAAGGCUCCAUAAUGGAUCGUCUAUCGAUAGCUUAAAUCCUAAAACAAGUCGAUUUAGUACAGUAGUAGUAGUAGAAAGCGAGAAAAGAAAGCCUUCAAAGGUUCUGUUAAUAAAACAAUGAAAAUACGAAAAGAAAUGAUUUGAACGCCCUGGUAAGGUUCAUCCAAUUUCAUGAUCAUUUGAUAAUAAUUGAUAAUAACUAAAUUUGUGCUAAUGCUAUAUUUACAGUAUAUUGUUACCUGUUUUUGUUGUUAAUAGUAAACGAGGAAGAGAUAAAAAAAAAAAAAAAGAAAUUCAUCCGGAAAUUGUGUUAGCUCAGUACAAUUUCAAAUUUCAAAAAUGCAGUUUCGAUUUUUUUCCCUUCUAUAAUUUCCCCGGAAAGAAAAGUAAUAAUAUUUUUUGAUAAUAACUAUAUUCUCAAUAUUCAUAUGA